Molecule: messenger RNA, 1053 nt
Organism: Paramecium tetraurelia
Lineage: Eukaryota; Ciliophora; Oligohymenophorea; Peniculida; Parameciidae
Exons: 3
Source: RefSeq, a predicted model, not a curated record
AUGAGAGCAACAUCAAUAUUGUUGAUACUUCUGAUUAGCAGUGUUCUUGGCACCAGAUCAAUUUAUGAAAUAUCAUAAAAUGAAUAUGGAAAAACAGUGCUAUAAGCAAUUUAAUUAACUCUAAAUGAAGAACCAGCCUCAUUUGGAAAGACAAUAGAUUUACUGUAAGAAUUGAAAAAGGGAAUUCAAAAUGAUUAAGAUGAAGAUUCUGGACUUUUGACUGAUAGAUUGGAAACUUGUGAAACACACAUUUCCCAAAACUCACAAACCAUUUCAGAUUCAUAAACUAAAUUGGCUUAAGCUUAAGAAUAGGUGAGUCCACUCGAAUAAAAGUUGCUUGAUAAAAGACAUUAAGCAGAGGAUAAGGAAGGUGAGGAAUAGAGAAACAAUGACAGAAUUAAUAAGUUGAUUUUAUCAAGAUAGGAAUCUAGAUAGGAAUUUGAGAGUAAAAGAGAUGAAUUAACAUCAAUUGUUGGAGCAUUAAGUGAAGCCAAAAAGAUUAUAUCUUCCAUCAAGACAGACCCAACUGCUUUAAUUUAAUUGAAAAACCAUAAAGAAAAUAUAUUAAAUUAAAUUUAAAAGUCCUCAAUGUUCUACACCUUGAUUCAUUCAACCCUAUCCUUAAUACAACAAGGUACAAGUUAAGAGAAGGUCAUUAAGAUUAUUGAUGAUUUAAUCGAUGAAGUUUAUUAGGUUUAGAAAUUAGAAAUGAUUGCUGAUGAUCAAAGAGAAGCAGACUUUAUUAAGACUAAAAUUCGUUUUGAAUUUGCAAAUACUAGAUUGAGCACUAAAAUUGCUGAAUUAAGAGCUGAUGUGCAAUAAUUAUAGUAAUAAUUGCUAGAAUUAAAUAACAACAUUUCAAUUUAUUAGGAUUUAGUAAGUCUUAAAACUAAAGAAAAUGCAGAUUGGCAAUAAUCUUGCAAUGAUGCACAAAAUAGUCAUAAUGGAUUGACAGAUUAUAGAAAUUAAUAAAUUGCUAUUAUCGAUGAGUGCAUUUCAUUGUUACAAGGACAUGACCCAGAAGUAACAUCAUUUAUCUAGAGAUUUGUUUGA